CUUAUUUGUUUUUAUUUCACACUUAUGGAAAUCCAUCGUCAAAAUGAAUUUAAUAAUGCAUAUUUACAAAUUAAUUGUACCACAAAUGUCAUUUUCGUUUUCAUAUAUAGCUUAUGGGCCGACCGACAUGAAUUAGUUAUAUACUAGCAUUUUGUCUACCUGAGUUAGAAGCGUGUUAAACACUGCAUGUUUACAUGAUGUCGGCGAUCAGGAAGUGAGAGCUGCGCGCUGAUUGGCUGAGAAUUACCCAAUUCGUUACCUUUUUCCGGGUUCUUAUAGUGGCAUUUAAUUCAUUGUUAAACUUUGACUCCGUCGCGCGGUCUACUUGAAAUAUUAUCAAUGAAAUUUUCGCAAUGACGACGAGGAGAGGAUUUAUCGAUUUGCAUGUAGACUAGAAAAGUUUAACUGAUAGUUCGGGCGGAAGCAAGGGGAAGUUAAAUCAACUUUAGUGCGAGUGACCGACAUCAGAAAGCUUAGGCGCUCGAUAAAUGCACCACUUACUGAACAGAAACAAGAGGCUUUAAAUAUGACGGAGAGACCGGAGUGAGGAAGGAAGUGUCUUCAGGAAAUAUCCAUGUCCAUUAAGAUCCCAAUGUUUACCUCGUGGUCCAGCUACCCACUGAGACAGCAGACGACCACUGCCCUACCACAGCCUGUGGUUCCCGCCAGUUUAGCCAAGCAUCCCCAGCAAUGGACGAAGGAGGAGGUAGCGGCUUGGUUACGGUGGUGCGGGGAAGAGUACUCGAUCGAAACAGUGCCCGCCGACAAGUUCGAUAUGAACGGAAAAGCCCUUUGCCUUUUAAAAAGAAGCGAUUUUAUGGAAAGAGUGCCGAAGAACGGAGACCUUCUGUACAACGCAUUGAACAAACUCGUCCACAAAAAUUCAGGGGUAUACGACAACCAGUCGCAAUCUGGGACUUCUUACCAAAACAUUCCAACUGCACCGUCGUCAUUUCAGAUUCCUCAACAGUUCUCGUCGCCAGAUCAGAGCAAUGGUGGCCUAGUCCUCCUGUCGCGGUCCAAUGCACAGACGACGCCUGUCUACACGACUAAGGUCAAGCCAUUUGUGCCCAUCCUCCCACACCCCGCCAAUCAUAUCACAAAGCAAGAAAUACUCCCGGUUACCACAGUACCAGGUAGAAUACUGAGUCCUGCGCCGAGUCCCUCCGAUACCGGAAGCGGAUCUGACGUAGAUUCCUGUCCAGAAUACGACGAUCGCUUGGUAUGUAGAAAUCCGAUGCAACCGUCGCAGCUAAACUACAUGAAUCAGCUUCGGCCGACCAUGCCUACAGGAUCAGAACUCGUCCCAUUCCUACGGAGCAAGGAGUCAGGUAUGAAUUGCCGGUUACUGUGGGAAUUCAUCUAUCAACUUCUGCAGAAUCCCUGCUACAAAGAAUACGUGUGUUGGGAAAAACUUGAUGAUUACGUGUUCAGGAUCAACAACCCGACAGGGCUUGCGCAACUCUGGGGUCACCAGAAAAACCGCACGAAUAUGACGUAUGAGAAACUAUCUCGAGCACUCCGCUACUACUAUAGAAUGAAUAUCAUUAAAAAGGUCUCCGGUAAAAGACUUACCUACAAGUUUAUGCAACCGCCUGCGAACAUUCAGAAAGGCCAACGGGGAGCAAAGCCUCAUAGUCGCUCCCAUCUUCUAACGACCUGCAAGGAUGAGGAAGCUGACGAUUUUGACAGCGAAAUGCGCUCCGAUGACACGCUCUCGUCGGAACUGUCUCAAACAUCGAUAGAAACUAAGCCCAUUAAACUGGAAAUUCCCGAGAGUCACGAUCCGUUGCGGAGAGAUACCCGAGACAAACUGACCAGGAGCAUGUCGUACCCAGGAAUGGUACAUUUAUCGUCUGUUUGUCACUCUACGGACAUCAACGACCAGCCUUUUGAUUUCACUAUGACAACGCUCAAGCGCAAAGAAAAAUCAGUUGACGAUAGUGUUUCUUCCGCUCGGGCAUGUGCACAACUCACUUUUCCAUUGCCAGUGGGCCUAAAUUCCCCGGAGUCAACAAACAGUUGACCAAUGUUUAUUAUGCCAAAAACUGAGAAAGUGCAUGUAAGUAGUGUUUUAGGCGUUCACUGGUCUGCUAUCGUAGACAUACAACGCACUAUGUUGUUUGGCAAGGUGUGAAUAUACCCCCGGUGGACUGCGUUUGAGCAUCCCAGUGCCUAUGAUAAGGGAAUAAAUGCACUCCUUCGUCCUCAAGGGAAUGAACUGUUUUUGCAUGUCCGUUUGUCCGUCCGUUACAGGGUCAAAGGCCGCGGAUUCCAAUUCGAUGGCAGGGUCGAGACUCCUCUACAGAACAUCAUGUGAAAAUGCAUUGUAAAAAUUAAAUUCUAUGUGGUUAAAUACAAAAAUAUCCCAAUAUUUGGAUGGGAGGGUGUUUUAUUAUAAACUGGUAUUUUAAUUUUUUUUAAUGUGCAUGUAGCAAUAUACAGACAGUAAUAUCUUAGACAAUCUACAAGAUUUCUUACGUAAGUUCCCCCCGCUUAUCCAAAAUAUAAAUGAUUCAGUAAAAUAAGUUAAGUUUUGUCUGUCGUGUUUCUUAUAAUGGUUCAGAGGAAACUCUGAUUAAAAGAUUGAUUAAUUAAAGGAUAAGAAUGGUUAAGAAGCUAUUGUUAUUUGUUGUUUAGUUAGUAACUAUAAAUUUUGUUUUUGUUUAUAUCUGUUUAUAUAAUGGAAUGCGUUAAUUUUUUUUUCUUGAAAUAUUGUUUGUUUUGGUGUUUUUUUUAUUUGUUGUUUUUUUUUAUUAAUGUUAAUUUUGCGAUGGUUGGGUGGGGGAAUGUUUUCCCUGUUCCUUUAAAAAGUAUCAGCAAUUACAGUUAACUUUCACCGUAUUUUUGAAUCACAGAAUUCUGAAAGUUUAUUUAAUGGUUACGUAAUAUUGGUUUCUUUGUGUUUAUUUUUUGUGGGUUUUUUUUUUUUCAUAUGUUGUGUAUGAGUCUUGAUUUGAUAAAACUUGGAUAUUUAGUUAAACAAUGGAAAUACUGAUAUUGUAUCUACUUACAUCCUAGACGCAAUCUUUAAAACUCAUGGACGUACAUUUUAAUUUUAAAAACGCAUUUGUCUGUAAGGCUAAAUUGUUAUAAUUAUAGAUAUUGUUUAAAAUAAAAGUAUGCAAGAAUAUUCUUAUCUAGUAAAUAGAUGUUGAUUAUUGUAUGAUUGAUUGAUGUUAAAGAGAAAUUAUGCCA
Messenger RNA from Magallana angulata, 3198 nucleotides. RefSeq names its product transcription factor ETV7-like. The record is from RefSeq and is a predicted model, not a curated record. Gene Ontology annotation, biological process: cell differentiation; regulation of transcription by RNA polymerase II. Gene Ontology annotation, molecular function: sequence-specific DNA binding; DNA-binding transcription factor activity, RNA polymerase II-specific. NCBI's taxonomy places the organism in Eukaryota, Metazoa, Mollusca, Bivalvia, Ostreida, Ostreidae. The transcript has 11 exons. Gene Ontology annotation, cellular component: nucleus. The coding region runs from base 575 to 2026 and encodes 483 amino acids.